Fusarium coffeatum is the source of this 3183-nucleotide messenger RNA. RefSeq lists its product as uncharacterized. Lineage: Eukaryota; Fungi; Ascomycota; Sordariomycetes; Hypocreales; Nectriaceae. The coding region runs from base 1 to 3183 and encodes 1060 amino acids. The transcript is spliced from 5 exons. The record is from RefSeq and is a predicted model, not a curated record.
AUGCAGGAGAUCACUCGUACCCUUCCCCUAAGGGCAAAGAGCCCAUGCGGCCCUAUGGCUGUUGUGGCCAAGAAGGAUAAUGACGAUGAUGAGGCCGGUGACGUCGAUAGGGAUGCGUUUUUGGAAGUAAAUUCUGAAGACGACGGGGAUAUCCCGACGACAGGCGCCGGAAAGUUCAACCUCAACUUCAUCUUCCAGAGGAUGGGCGAGAUCGACCUGGAAACAAUCGAUAAAAUGAAUCAACCUGAUCAUGACAAAGCGAUCAGGGGCCUUGUUGAUGGUAACCUAUCGUCAAUCGAAGAGAACUCUCUAUUUCUGAGUGCCGAGAGGAUCGAAGGCGGCCUUAAACAUGUAUCUAAAAACCACGACGUCGAACAUGCCAUUGCAAAUGACCCGGAGAUCCGACAAUCCAUCGAACGGUACAGAAAGCAUGGAGCCGAUAUCCUGCGCAACUUGACCGAGUUGAUGCUGGCCGCCGGUUCACGCAACAAUGUUCCUGUUGAGACACAGGGGUGGCUUUUACUGCUGAUGGCCAAUGCAACAAAAGACUGCCGAGAACGUCUUAUCACAGCUCUCACCAACCCCUCUAUCAACCCGGCGUGCAUACAAUACGCAAGCGGCCAACGGUCUUGGGGGCCGGACAUGUUUGACUCCGCCCCCAAGAUCAACCUCGCAAACCCCAGCGCCUGCGGCGACGCAGUGACAGCCUAUAUGAUUAUAGGCCUUCUGUCAGGGAGACGCUUCGCAUAUUCCGGUAGCGCCACGAACACAAGCAUAGCGCAGAAGGACAUUGGUGAAACAUCGCGAAUGAAAGUACAUUCGAGAAUCUUGGGGUUGGGCCAUGAAGAGGUCCUCCGCCGACGACGUGUUGGCGACAAGAGGGUAUUCAAGGUCCACGAGCUCUUAUCGAAGAUGGAAGACCACGACUAUUCAUUUUUUCCAACUGUGAGGAUUCCUGUGGACAUAGAGGACCCUGACCACCUGGUCUCGGCAACGUUGGUGCUCCUCGCAGAGAUUAUCAACAUGGUGCUUUUUGACACAUGUUCCUCUGAUCCUGUUCCCCGUAGAGGACGCGCUAUGGUAUUCAUAGACCAGACAAACAGGCUCAUGAAGCGAUUGCGUCCGAAGGACUGCCCCGUGGCUCCGUGGGAGGGAAUGAAUCGCGUCAUCCCAGUCCUUCAGAUGCCCAAGGCAGUCUGGGGGCUGCUGCGACAGGGACAGCAACAGUCCUCGAUGCCAGAGUUAAUGAGUCGCUUACACGAGCACUUCAAGGAAACACGAAGUCUGACACUUGACCGAUCUCUAGGCGCAGAGAUGUUGAAAAGUGUCGACCGACCGUCAGAUGACAAGAAUGUGCGCAUCGUGCGAAGGCUGUAUGCCACCAUCCUCAAUGAGAAUGGGUUGGCAUACAGGAGCCCGUAUCAGGAAUUCUUGUACAUGCGCUGUGUUCUUUGGCAUUCGAUCAUCGUGGUCGCCGAGAAUGGACUCGUCAGUUUCCAAGAUGGAAAAUAUCACUUGGAAACUAACGCUUUGGAUUGGGUUGAAGUGUCUAGAGUUGCCCGGAGCAUCGCUCCUGAUGCUUUGGGCGAAAGCUUCUCAUGGACUAAGUGUCGUGAAUUAUACCGCGACCGUGAAAGCGCCUACUUUAAUCAACAAGUGGUAUUCCCGAUGGUAUGGGAAAAACUCCGAGAUGGAGUUCCUACCAAGUAUGCCUAUGCAAAAGCAAGGCAUCAUCUACCAUCGCCUAUCCGCACCAGGACUCAAGACAUUUGCAGGUACAUGCUAAUGCAACAGGGCAAUUCCAUUGACCGCAGUGGGGAAGUUGUGAAAACGGAUGAAAAGCACGUAAGCUCACUCGAAACCCUCCGGAAACGCGUACUGGAACAACUUAAGGAAGACCUCAGUCUUUCCAAGGGCGUGGAGGUUCGCGAAGGAACAUGGGAGGACAUCGCGUUCUUGGAUUAUAUCUCAAAACAAAUCAGACUUGCCCACAGAGACCUUCAAAAGGGAAUCUCUCCAGAAGAAGCCAAGGACUGGGGAAACCUAAAGGCGCUUCAGCCAUCGUGGGUACUCACAAGUGCGCAAGACCCUGAUGUUGAGUAUCUUCCUGAGUCCGUCAUUGCUGAGGCAGUAGACCCCAUGCUGCUACCGGCCCUCUCAGAUACACCAAAACACAUCAUUGAGCGUAUGACGUUUCUUCAGCGCAAGCAAGCUGAAUUCAAGCCAUUCUCUAACGUCGAAAAUCGCCUAGGGCCAAAAUCAGGGCCCGGGCCGGAAGGCACAACUGAACCCUUUGAUCUCGGGGACGGCCGUGGAAUCACACUUAGAACCAGGACAUUCUCGGCAGAGUCUGAGUCUGAGUCUGAGGAGGAGACCUCGGGAGUUGAGCAGACGGCAUCGAAUUCGGGUAUUUGCGAUUGUUGUGGUGUUUACCACAAUGAUCUACUGAAACACACAUCCCGAUGUUAUGGCAGAUGUCUCGAGUGCGAUCAGGACUCAGAGGCUUGUAUUCGAGGGGCUGAGGAUCCUCUCCAAUGCCUCCCUUGCUCAACCAAGGGAAGGAAGUGUUCGGGUCUCUCUGAAGAAAGCGACGUCGACCCAGACCAAACCACAGUCGAGUGCCCGAGAUGCUGGAUGACCUUCGUGUUGUCCAAAAUGGUCGAACAUGUGCUAGCUUGUCAAGGCCGAUGCAACAGUUGUGUUGAAAAAGGUCUGACCUGCAUCCGCCUUACCUCUAAUGACCGAAAAUGCCAAAAUUGCGACAAUGCAGAACAGUGCAUGUCGUUCUCGCACGACCACCUGGUUCUUGCCGCUGCACCAGGAACUUGCGAAAAUGCAAGUCCUGUCACGAAGCCCGAGUUCCCUGCAUACGUUCUGAAAGAUGGCCUGGAAAAUGCGAUCGUUGCAAGGAACAAGAGCUGCCAUGCGGCGGCUACACGCACGAGGGAGAUGUACGAAAGAGAGGCAAAGUCGCUUGCCCCCGCUGCUUGCGCGAUGACAUGUGGGCAAACCAUCCAAAAAAAUGCAAAGGUCGAUGUAAAGGCUGUGUCCGUGCCGGUAUACCCUGUGUUCGAGGACGAGGGUAUGGCGACAGGUGCACAUCCUGUGCAACCGUCGAAGAGUGUGGGGAUUACGACUACGAUGACGAUGUCUCAAAGAGCAAUUGCCAACGUUGUGGGGUAG